AUGCUUUCGCCGUUUAGUUGGAAGAACUUCCUCAAAACCGCCAAUAUUGGCGUCGCAAUUCUUGCUCUUUGCUCCAAUUUCCAAUCUGUCUCUGCCGAUCUGCCUUCAUCAGAGCGCUUUGAUUUGACCACCCCAUCUUACGAUCUAUUUCGCAACAAAGCGUUACAAGAUUCAACGGUCCAGCAGGGGUUCGCAUUCGACAAUACCAAUCGGCGACUAUUUGUCGCCCAGCGUCGUGAUGGCUCCUCGGAAACAUCAGGAGACUUGUGCAUCACCCAACUAGACUUUGAUGGCAAUUAUGUUGGACACAUGUAUCUGACUGGCUUUGGCCACGGCGUCUCCUUUGGCGCCCAGGCCGAAGGGUCAUCCACAUAUCUUUGGACCGAGGUCGAGGCCAACUCGAAUGGCUACGGAAAGAAGCUUGCGCGAUUCAAGUUCACCAAUGGGAGUACGCUCUCUGCUUCCUCCUCGUCAUUGAAGAAACUCCAGCCUUUCUCCGCUGCCACCGAACACACUUGCUCUAUCGACCCUGUCAACAACCGCCUGAUUGUGCGAUACAACCUCAGCGACGGGAAACAUAUUGCGGUCUUCGAUCUGGUCAAGGCGACCAAUGGAGAUUUUACCAACCCGCUGGCAAACUUCAAACAUCCAUCCGUAAAUACCAAAUCCGCUACUUUCCAGGGCUAUGCUGCCUAUGGGCAAUAUAUUUAUUUGUUGACGGGCACCUCGUACGAUGCCUCUGGCAGUGUGGUCAACUCUGAGGUUACCAGUGUCAAUAUGAAUACCGGUGCUGUUGUGCAGGGUCCGACAUUGACAAAGGCUGGAUCCACCCUUUCCUUCCGUGAACCAGAAGGGUUGGCAAUCUAUAAAACGGUUGCCGGUGAAGUUCGCCUUUUCUUAGGCUUUGCUUCGGGCAAGGCAGGAGAUCGGAGAUCUAAUUUGUUCUACAAGAAUGUUUUGAUUUAA
Messenger RNA from Penicillium daleae, 966 nucleotides. RefSeq names its product putative FacC-like extracellular signaling protein. The transcript has a single exon. The record is from RefSeq and is a predicted model, not a curated record. NCBI's taxonomy places the organism in Eukaryota, Fungi, Ascomycota, Eurotiomycetes, Eurotiales, Aspergillaceae. The coding region runs from base 1 to 966 and encodes 321 amino acids.